This is a messenger RNA of Aureobasidium melanogenum CBS 110374, 1590 nucleotides long. RefSeq lists its product as uncharacterized. Gene Ontology annotation, molecular function: RNA polymerase I core promoter sequence-specific DNA binding. The transcript has 4 exons. Lineage: Eukaryota; Fungi; Ascomycota; Dothideomycetes; Dothideales; Saccotheciaceae. Gene Ontology annotation, cellular component: RNA polymerase transcription factor SL1 complex; RNA polymerase I core factor complex. The record is from RefSeq and is a predicted model, not a curated record. The coding region runs from base 1 to 1590 and encodes 529 amino acids. Gene Ontology annotation, biological process: nucleolar large rRNA transcription by RNA polymerase I; RNA polymerase I preinitiation complex assembly.
AUGGAGUUCGAGUGCGAGGCGGGCUGUGGUUCGUCGACAUUCCAGAUUCGAGACGAUGGAUUCACCUACUGUUCUGAAGGACAUCGUCAACUAUCACGAGGUACACAAGUAGUCGAGGACACGGAAGGUGUGCCAUCAUUCGGCAAAAAAGCACGCAGGGCAAGAGAGGUCGAAGAGAACGUCGAUACUGCCCUGACUGGCAAAAAGGCCUUCGAACACUAUUUACUAUGUUUUCAGCUAGUCUUGUGGAAACAGGUGCAUUGGCUGAUCCAUACCAAGCGCCUCCCAAACGAGCUCGAAACAGUGAUACGCGACAUUUGGGCCCUACGCCUGCAAAGCCUUCAAUCACGCGUCAGCUACGAGUCAGAGAGUGAGGCCGAACACAGUUCUCAAUUUUACAGUUCUCAGUCCGAAGCGGAAAGGACUGAUGAUACAGCACACACACGUCGGGCAAGAAAGAGCAAAAACGACGCUAUUCCCAAGCUUGUCGAUGCCUUGAGUAUGUGUUAUAUCGGCUGCUUGCUGCUCAGACUGCCAGUCACUGUUGGCGACUUGUACUCAUGGGCAGCUCGUGGUGAUCUUAUCUACUACAGAGCUGUCAAAGCCUUGUCUGAGUCGAUGAAAUUGCGUCUGCCAUUCAACUAUAACAAGAUUCUGGAUCCGCAAGACGUCUUGAGUUCAGGUGCAGUGCAACAGGCGGUUCUGGACAACAUCACAGCUUUCGAUCGUGCUUUCGGCAUGGCUACACCACCGAUCAAUCACAUCCUUGUCCUUUAUCGAUGGAUCAGGAGUCUUGCUCUUCCUCUGGAGGCGUAUUCGGCGACCUUACGUCUGGCCAAACUUCUCGAGAUCACAUUUGUCUACGACGUUCAGGCGGCACGGGCCUCAAGAUAUCGCGUCCUCCAAUACGCCGAACCCCGACUGAUGGGCGCACUUAUCAUCGCGACAAAGUUGUUGUUCCCUCUAGACGAUUUCAAACGCUACCCAAAGAACCCAACCGAGCUUUCAGCAUUAACUAUGGACUGGUCAAACUGGAGCAAAGCACGAGCGGAGUACAAUGAUAUGAUCAAAUCAGGAACACCGUUAGGCUAUCAAGAAGCCAUGCAAAUUCAGGAAAAAGACAUACUGGACAUGUCUGAUGAUAAACUUGACGAAUAUAUGGAUUGGUACGGCUCGGUCUUUGCAGAAGAGACUGUACGUGAAAAGGGGAGAAUAGGCAAAGAAGCCGAGUUUCGCAGAGCCUUGCUUCGCCUCUUUCCUGCCGAUCGUCCUAUUAGAAGUACAUCCGAUGCUAUGGACUUAGAUGGGGAGCAGGGGUCAGUCCCCGAAGACGAGCGACUGAGGAUGGUUCAGAGCAGUCUGAGGCCCACUCGUGUCAAACCAAGCGCCAGAUCAACCGAGCCUGAAGUAAGCCGUCCUGGCAAUCGCUACAUGCGAUUCCGCAAUGUCGGAGAACUCGAUGGCUACGCGAGGGAGUUCUACGAAGAAGCUGCGAAUCUGGUCGCACUGCCUCUGAGUUCAUUGGUGAAGUGUGUCUUCAUCUUAGAGAGGAGACUGGAGAAAUGGGAGAGCAGUGAGAGGAAGAAAUAG